This is a messenger RNA of Acanthisitta chloris (rifleman), 4426 nucleotides long. RefSeq names its product zinc finger, MYM-type 2 (gene ZMYM2). NCBI's taxonomy places the organism in Eukaryota, Metazoa, Chordata, Aves, Passeriformes, Acanthisittidae. The transcript has 24 exons. Gene Ontology annotation, molecular function: zinc ion binding. The record is from RefSeq and is a predicted model, not a curated record.
AUGGACACAAGUCCUCUGGGAGGAUUAGAACUGUCUGAACACACUCCUGAUCUGCUAGGGAAUACCACCAUGGCAGCAGGUCUUGCAAAUGUAGGAAAUACAUUUGGAGGGGCACCAAGUUCUUUAGUUUCUAGACCAAAUGAAUUCCAAAACUCACCUAUAGAAGAUGAUGAUGAUGUAGUUUUUAUUGAACCUGUACAAUCUCCACAAAACUCUACACCACUGGUAGCAGAUCAAAGGAACACUGCAUUUACAUCAUCAAAAAAUGAAGUACUUCAAGGGAAUGAUUGCAAAAUGCUUCCUUCUCCAAAAGACUUAAAUUCUCAAAAGGGGAGUAUAAGUGAAACUAUUAUUAUUGAUGAUGAAGAAGACAUUGAAACAAGUCAAGGACAAGAGAAGGAUGUUUCCAGUUUUAAUGAACGAAGAGUUCCAGAGUGUAAAAAUAGAACCAACGAAAUGGAAUUCUCACCUUCCAGUUUUUCAAGAAGUAAGGUAAAUUCAGGAAUAGAUAAUAGUGGUAUAACCACAGAACCAGACUCUGAAAUUCAGAUUGCUAAUGUUACUACAUUAGAAACAGGUACUGUGACCUCAGUGAGUGAUGGUCAUUUAGAAAAUGCUGAAGGGCGUGACAUGAACUUAAUGAUUACACAUGUAACGUCACUGCAGAAUGCCAGCUUGGGAGAUGUAUCUAACGGACUGCAGUCAAGUAAUUUUGGUGUUAAUAUGCAAACAUACACCCCAUCUUUGACUUCACAGACCAAGACUGGUGUAGGACCUUUCAAUCCUGGUAGAAUGAGUGUGGCUGGAGAUGUCUUUCAAAAUGGAGAAUCUGUGACUCAUCAUAAUCCUGAUUCUUGGAUAUCCCAGUCAGCUUCCUUCCCUAGGAAUCAGAAGCAACCAGGUGUGGAUUCCUUGUCACCUGUAGCAUCACUUCCUAAGCAAAUUUUCCAGCCUUCUGCCCAGCAACAGCCUUCUAAACAGGUUAAAGUCACAUGUGCAAACUGCAAAAAGCCUUUACAAAAGGGACAGACUGCAUAUCAGCGAAAAGGAUCAGCUCAUCUCUUUUGUUCUACUACCUGCCUCUCAUCAUUUUCACACAAACCCACUCCAAAGAAACUUUGUGUUAUGUGCAGAAAAGAUAUAACAACAAUGAAAGGUACCAUUGUUGCUCAAGUAGAUUCAAGUGAGUCUUUCCAGGAGUUUUGCAGUACAUCAUGUUUAUCCUUCUAUGAAGAUAAACAAAAUCCCUCAAAAGGAACUUUGAAUAAAUCAAGAUGCACUGUCUGUGGUAAACUAACCGAGAUUCGUCAUGAAGUUAGCUUUAAAAAUAUAACUCAUAAGCUGUGCAGUGACCAUUGCUUCAAUAGAUACAGGAUGGCAAAUGGUUUAAUAAUGAAUUGCUGUGAGCAUUGUGGGGAGUAUUUACCCAGUAAAGGAGGUGGAAGCAAUAUUCUUAUUAUUGAUGGUCAGCAGAAAAGAUUCUGCUGUCAGAACUGCGUUGGUGAAUACAAGCAGGUAAUUACUUCUUUGCCUUCUUGGCAAAACCAAGUGAGAGACAGGCUUGGGAGCCCUUGGUUAGUUCAACCUUGAGAAAAAUGUGGCAAAUUAAUACCUUGUACUGGCUGCAAAGCUCAGUGCAGGUUUUUUGACAUGACUCAGUGCAUAGGACCUAAUGGAUAUAUGAAGCCAUACUGCUCAACUUUAUGCAUCAACACAAACAAACCAAAAUACGCAAAAUCACAAAGUAUGGAAAUUAUUUGCCACUUUUGUAAACGAAACUCCUUACCUCAAUAUCAAGCCACAAUGCCUGAUGGAAAACUGUGCAGCUUUUGCAGUUCCAGUUGUGUAGCUAAAUUUCAGACUCUCAGUGUGCAGUCUUCAACAAAUGGUCAGUUUGUCUCUCCCAGUGAUAUUCAGUUGAAAUGUAAUUAUUGUAAAAGUUCUUUUUGUUCAAAGCCAGAAGUGCUGGAAUGGGAGAACAAAGUGUAUCAGUUCUGCAGCAGAGCAUGUUCUGAUGAUUAUAAGAAACUGCACUGCAUAGUUACAUACUGUGAAUACUGUCAAGAAGAGAAAACGCUGCAUGAGACGGUGAAUUUCUCUGGUAUCAAAAGACCCUUUUGUAGUGAAGGCUGCAAGCUGCUAUAUAAACAAGACUUUGCAAGACGGUUAGGACUGAGAUGUGUUACUUGUAAUUACUGCUCACAGCUGUGCAAAAAGGGAGCAACUAAGGAACUUGAUGGUGUAGUGAGAGAUUUCUGCAGUGAAGAGUGCUGUAAAAAAUUUCAGGACUGGUACUACAAGGCUGCACGGUGUGACUGUUGUAAGUCCCAAGGCACUCUCAAAGAGAAGGUGCAGUGGCGUGGUGAAAUGAAGCACUUCUGCGACCAGCACUGUUUGCUCCGGUUCUACUGUCAGCAGAAUGAACCAAACCUGGCAACCCAAAAAGGACCUGAGAACUUACACUAUGAUCAGGGCUGUCAAACCCCCCGGACAAAAAUAACUGGCUCAGCACCACCACCUUCUCCAACACCUAACAGAGAAAUGAAGAACAAAGCAGUUCUUUGCAAGCCUUUGACAAUGACAAAAGCCACAUACUGUAAACCUCAUAUGCAGACAAAGUCUUGUCAGACAGAAGAUGAUUGGAAAAAAGAAUACAUCCCAGUGCCUAUUCCUGUACCUGUCUACGUUCCGGUGCCUAUGAACAUGUAUAGUCAAAAUGUUCCUGUUCCUACAACCGUACCUGUUCCUGUGCCAGUUCCAGUUUUUUUGCCCACUACUCUGGAUAGCAGUGAGAAAAUCCUUGCAGCAAUAGAAGAACUGAGGGAAAAAGUGCCCUCAAAUCCUCUGGAAACUGAGCUAAUGAAUUUGUCAGGGAUGGUACCUGAACAUGUUGGAAAAGCCGAAGAUUCUGAUGUGGCCGGUGUGAUAGUUGAGUCAAAUCUACUGAACUCAGAAACAGAGGUACAGGCAAGCUUGCCUGAUGUUCCAUAUGAGCCAGACCUUGAUAUUGAGAUAGACUUUCCAAGAGCAACUGAGGAGCUUGAUACAGAAAACGAGUUUUUGUUACCUCCUGUUUUUGGUGAAGAAUAUGAGGAACAGCCAAGGCCUCGGUCCAAGAAGAAGGGAGUGAAGAGGAAAGCAGUGUCUGAAUACCAGUCACAUGAUGACAGCUCUGAGAACUCGGAGUGUAGUUUCCCAUUCAAGUAUGCCUAUGGUGUAAAUGCAUGGAAGCACUGGGUAAAGUCUCGGUAUUUAGAUGAAGAGCUCCCAGAAUUAGAGGAACUGAAAUCAAUAAAGUCUGUGAAAUUAAAGGAAGAUCUAUUAGCACAUACUUCAGCUGAGUUAAACUAUGGGUUGACACAUUUUGUCAAUGAAAUUCGGAGGCCAAAUGGAGAGAACUAUGCACCUGACAGCAUCUAUUAUCUGUGUCUUGGGAUUCAGGAGUAUUUAUAUGGAAGUAAUCGAAAAGACAACAUAUUUAUUGAUCCAGUCUACCAGACGUUUGAACAGGAAUUAAAUAAAAUCCUUCGAAGUUGGCAGCCAAGCAUACUUCCAGAUGGAUCAAUAUUCUCUCGAGUUGAAGAAGAUUACCUUUGGAGGAUUAAACAGCUAGGAUCACAUUCACCAGUUGCUCUUCUGAAUACUCUGUUCUACUUCAACACUAAAUAUUUUGGCCUGAAAACAGUGGAGCAACAUUUAAGACUUUCUUUUGGCACUGUUUUUAGACAGUGGAAAAAAAAUCCUCUAACAAUGGAAAGCAAAGCUUGUCUUCGAUAUCAAGUGUCUUCCCUGUGCAGAGCUGAUAGUGAAGAUAAAAUUACUACUGGAAAAAGGAAACAUGAAGAUGAUGAACCAGUAUUUGAACAAAUUGAAAACACGUCUGAUCCAGCUAGAUGCCCUGUGAAAAUGUUUGAGUGCUAUCUGUCUAAAAGCCCACAGAAUCUGAAUCAGAGGACAGACAUGUUCUACCUGCAACCAGAGUGCUCUGUCUCUGCAGAGUCUCCCAUCUGGUACACUGCCACUUCCCUGGACCGCAGCACUUUGGAAAAUAUGCUCGUACGGGUUCUUUUAGUAAAAGAUAUUUAUGAUAAAGACAAUUAUGAACUGGAUGAAGACAUAGAUUAAAACAAACUUCCAAAACCCAUCAAGAAAACAAACAGCAUUAGAUAUAGUCAUGCUGCUAGACCUUUACUAUGGAAAACAUUUCAAGUUUACCCUUCGUUUUAUGAGUUUUGUAGCAGUGCGUACCCUCUCCUGGGUAUUACCAUGUAAAUAAAUUGUGAGUGAAAGUUUCCAUUAUUCUGCAUAGUGGUUUUAGGAGACAUAACAAACACAUUUCAGAUUCUUUUUUUAUUAUUUAUUUGAUUAGGUAUGUUUGUAACUUUUUACAUUGCAAAAUAUGAAUGAGAAUGUGCCAUGUGUAAUU